Lentinula edodes (shiitake mushroom) is the source of this 1140-nucleotide messenger RNA. Its product is annotated as ATP:ADP antiporter. Gene Ontology annotation, biological process: mitochondrial ADP transmembrane transport; mitochondrial ATP transmembrane transport. NCBI's taxonomy places the organism in Eukaryota, Fungi, Basidiomycota, Agaricomycetes, Agaricales, Omphalotaceae. The record is from RefSeq and is a predicted model, not a curated record. Bases 54 to 995 code for a protein of 313 amino acids. Gene Ontology annotation, molecular function: ATP:ADP antiporter activity. The transcript is spliced from 18 exons. Gene Ontology annotation, cellular component: mitochondrial inner membrane.
CCGUUUCCUUUCUUCGGUUUUAAAUCCCCAAAUUCACCCAAAAUCCCUCCACGAUGGCUGAUAAAAAGAGAUCGAAAACUCCCAAAGAGUUCGCUAUUGAUUUCAUGAUGGGAGGCGUCAGCGCGGCCGUCUCAAAGACUGCCGCCGCCCCAAUUGAACGUGUCAAGCUUUUGGUCCAGAACCAAGGCGAGAUGCUCAAGCAAGGUCGCCUCGCGACGCCGUACGGCGGUGUCCUGGACGCUUUUAGGCGGACUAUAGCCGAUGAGGGUGUCGUCUCUCUAUGGAGAGGUAACACGGCCAAUGUUAUCCGAUACUUCCCUACGCAGGCUUUGAACUUUGCCUUCAAGGACUACUUCAAGUCCUUGUUUGGUUUCAAAAAAGAAGCUGGAUAUUGGACGUGGUUUGCGGGAAAUGUGGCCUCUGGUGGAGCCGCUGGAGCGUCGUCCUUGUUAUUCGUUUACUCUCUUGAUUAUGCUAGGACACGACUUGCCAACGAUGCUAAAUCGACUGCCAAGGGCGGCGGGGAGCGUCAAUUCAACGGUCUUGUAGAUGUCUACAAAAAAACUCUUGCUUCUGAUGGUAUCGCUGGGCUCUACCGUGGUUUUGUUCCCUCCGUCGUCGGUAUCAUUGUCUACCGUGGUCUCUACUUUGGCGUCUACGACUCUCUCAAACCUGUCGUCCUGGUCGGCGCGCUUCAAGGCUCCUUCUUGGCUUCUUUCCUUCUUGGCUGGAGUGUAACCAUCGGAUCUGGAUUGGCUUCGUAUCCAUUGGAUACCAUUCGUCGUCGUAUGAUGAUGACCUCGGGCUCUGGUGUCAACUACAAGUCUAUGUUCGAUGCUGGUUCUCAGAUCAUUGCCAAGGAGGGUACCGCCUCAUUGUUCAAGGGUGCAGGUGCAAACAUUUUGAGAGGCGUUGCUGGUGCUGGUGUUCUCAGCUUGUACGAUCUUUUCCAGGAGAAGGUAUUCGGAAAGGUCUAUGCUGGUGGAUCUGGUUGAUUGAACUUCGUAAACUGUCUGAUUGUGUGCUACUUUUUGCCUUCAUGGCUUCAUUGUCCUCGGAACUGUUAUUAGCUAGAACUUCCGAUCUUUUGUCCUUCGACAAGUGUAGCCACUAUAAUCAAAUUUUCUUUUUUUUCUAUUU